Molecule: messenger RNA, 1773 nt
Organism: Sabethes cyaneus
Lineage: Eukaryota; Metazoa; Arthropoda; Insecta; Diptera; Culicidae
Exons: 1
Coding region: 1-1773 (590 amino acids)
Molecular function (GO): zinc ion binding; nucleic acid binding
Source: RefSeq, a predicted model, not a curated record
AUGGCGACUGCGAGAACGCCAAUCGGAAAACGGAACAAUGAUGGCGAAUCUGAAAUCGGAUCUGAUGAGGAAAGUGGAGCGAGAGCACUGCAGCCCGCAGUGCCUUCGAUUACUAAACAAUUGAAACAACAAAAAUUAAAUAAAAUGGAAAGGAAAAUUGAAGAAGAGUUAAGAGUGCUUUUGCUGAAGAAAGACACAGUGGAACGAAAAUUGAUGCGAAUUCAAACAGCACUCGAACUCCCUGACAGUGCUGCGAACAAACACUUAUUGCAAUUGCAACUCAAAAUGUUGGAAAGCUCAUACGUCGAGUACAAUGAUUUGCAAAAUGAAAUUUACGGACUUAAUGUUAGUGAAAAAGUGAAAGGCGAAGAAGAGACAAAAUUUAUUAAUUUUGAAAGUUUGUAUAGUGAACUGUUCGUUCGUAUCACUGAAAGAAUUGAACAUAACAUGAAGAGUGAAUCCGUUCAGUGUGAAACCCAUCCUGUUGCCGUUCAGCAAUACGCUCCUGCAUUAAAAGCACCCUUGCCUACCUUCGACGGUAGCUAUGAAAACUGGUUCGCCUUUAAAAGUAUGUUUGAAAACGUGAUGGGACGGUAUCAAGCAGAGUCGCCUGCCAUUAAGUUAUACCACUUACGGAACGCAUUGGUGGGUGCAGCAGCUGGAGUGAUAGACCAGGACAUCAUAAACAACAAUGACUAUGAUGCGGCCUGGGAAACGUUACGCGAGAGAUUUGAGGAUAAACGAGUGAUAGUCGAUCGACAUAUAGAAGCCAUUUUCAAUAUACCGAGUAUGAUUAAAGAGAGUGCAGUGGGUUUACGUAAAAUCAUUGAUAUCUGCACGAAAAAUAUUGACGCGCUGAAAAAUCUCGAACUACCUGUGAAUGGGUUGAGUGAAGUUAUUUUGCUAAACGUUUUAACGAAGAAACUAGAUGCUGAGACAAGAAAGGCUUGGGAGUUGGAACAGAAAAAUAAUGAGUUGCCUGAUUAUCAAUCUACCAUGAAUUUUCUCAAAGAACGAUGCCGUGUGUAUGAAAAAUUAAGCAGGACAAGCAAGCUAGCCUCUGAUGUUGUGAAAACGGUUCGACAAACAGUGAAGUCUGAAACGAAGAUGCAUAGUUUAGUUGCUGUUUCAGAAAAGUGUACACACUGCAAAAAUGAUCACGAAAUUUGGAAGUGUGAAGCCUUCAAAAAGGCAAGCUUGAAUGAGAAGUAUAAUUCACUUCGCAAAAGUGGUUCGUGCUUUAAUUGCCUUGAGCGAGGACACGUAACUGCGAAAUGUCGCUCCCAAAGUUCAUGCAAGCGCUGCGGUAAGCGUCAUCACACCUAUCUGCAUAACGAUGAACAGCAAUCUGUCGUAGUGUCUGUCACCAAAGAGGAUGCAAAGGUAGAGGAUCAGACUCAGGCUACCACGGAGGAACCAACAAAUGUUAUCGCAAGUAACCCGAGCUCAGUUUUGUAUUCCAACGCGGACACCGACCAGGAUACACUUUUAGCAACGGCAAUUGUUUUCGUGUGCGGAGCAGGCAACAAUAGUGUUUCGUGCAGAGCAGUGCUGGAUUCGGCUUCGCACAAACAUUUUAUUACAGAAGAUGUAGUUUCAAAGCUUGGUUUGAAAAGAAAACAGGCAAAUUUUACGAUCGUUGGAAUCGGUGGUAAUCAGAUGGUUAUACGAUCGAAGGUGUACGCGAAAAUUAAAUCGAAGGUUAGCGAUUACGAAUCGCCUAUGCUUGAACUAUUGGUAGUCAAAAGGAUUACAGGUGAUUGUGGGAGAUAA